CCCUCCCACUCCUCGCACAGGCUGCUUACACCGGCUACUUCGAAUGCUGCCACAAUGAACCCGCGCAAGAAGUCAAAGCCGAACCCGGCAGACGACGCGCACACCACCCACGUCGAUGCCAGCACACCUGCAGCGGGCAGCCAGGCACUCCCGAACACCCCCGCCGCCCAGUCACUGCUCCAACAUUCGAAUACCUCGUCCGGUAGCCUCGCAGGUACGCAGGCUAACGACCGCACAUUAAAUCGAAAACCCAGCCGCAACUGGCUAGGAGGUGGAAGUUGGCGAUCGAAAGCAUCUGCCACAGUCAAAACGGCAAAAGAUAGCAUCGGUGUCAGUGUGAGUGGUGGAGCAGCCUCACAACUUCCAGCCGAGGACAGCGACGACUCCAAAUCCCAGAGUCCUGCCAAAUUCCUCACCAAGCGCAAAUCCAGUAAAGGGGAUGCUAUUCCCGCCUCGAUGACCAAACUCAACGUCUCAUCAGAUGGUGCCGUCGAUCAGCCGGUGGAGUCAACACCGCAGCCAACACCCACCGUGAACGAGCCCCCGCUACCGCCCGAGCCACCCAAAACAGCGGCACCCGAUACUACUACUUGGGGCUGGCGCAGUUGGUGGUCGCGACCGGAUGGAUACCCGGAGCCUUCAGAAGGGGACAAAGAGGCACAAACAACACCUUUACCAGGUGUCACUCCUUCAGAAGAAGCUGACGCUGCUUCCAAAGAGCUCGGGAACGGCACGCUACCAACGGCCCCUACAGGAACCAAGGAUGUCGAGAUGAAGGAUGCUUCGACUGAGCAAGCUCCUCUCAAGGACACAGAUAUGCAGGAUGCACCACAGCAGACAGGCGAGAUACCGAAGAACACGUCAGCUUCUUCGUGGUUUUGGUUAUGGAGCAAUACGCAGAAUGUACAGCCUACUCCGGAGCCAGCGUCCACCGCACCUGGUGAGAAUUCUGCACCACAAUCAGAGACGCCAGCCGAGGCGGACGGGGAGGACCAAGCAACACUAGAACAGCAACAAAAGACCGAUCCAGAGACUGCACAAGAGCCUGUCGCCAACGAUCCUAGCACAACCCAAACCACCAAGUCCUCGGGGUGGGCCUUCUGGUUCAAGGACAAACCGAAAGAAGAGACCAAGGGAACUGAAGAAUCAUCACAGAAGCACGUUGGCGAGGUGGCGGUCUCCGAUACACCUUCACAAUCUCAUCCUGAGCCUGCGCAAUUCAAUGAGCAAGAGGAACCACCAAAGGAAACACCAAAAGAGGACCCUCCAAACGUAGCGCAAGAGUCACUCACGAAGCGCUCGUUUCGAUCACUACGAGGGCGCCCGAGAGCGAAGACUGUCAAAGAGACACCCAGUUCCAGUAAAACUGGGACGCCGUCAAAAACCUCUCCUGCGCAGUCGCCGACGCGACCCGAUACAGCCCCAGAGCCUCAGGCCGCCUCAAAACAGGCCGCGAAAGCCAAGGAUGAACCUCCUAGUCUUGUACUGCCUGAAUUUUCCAGUACCUACCGUAUGGUACAGCAGCCGUCUUUCUGGAAACAGAUAAGACAGUAUUUCCUUGGUGGUGAGCCUGUAAUGCCACAUUUACACAUCAACCCAGCUCCUCCACGCAUCAAGAAGGCUGUAGCCAUUGGAGUUCACGGCUUUUUCCCAGCCCCCAUAUUCCAGAAAGUGAUUGGUCAACCAAAAGGAACGUCGAUACGUUUUUCGAAUGCUGCCGCGGCUUCUAUCAAGGAAUGGUGCGAGCAGCGAGGCUACGAACCAGAGAUAGAACAGAUUGCACUAGAAGGCGAGGGUUUUAUCGCCGAAAGAGUGAAGACAUUAUGGAAAUUGUUGCUCAACUGGAUCGAACACAUCAAGCAAGCCGACUUUAUUCUGGUAGCAUGUCACUCGCAAGGUGUGCCAGUGGCUAUCAUGCUCGUAGCCAAAUUGAUACAGUUUGGUUGUGUGAAUGCCACCAGGAUCGGUAUAUGCGCAAUGGCAGGCGUUAACAUGGGUCCUUUCGUCGAAUACAAGACAAAAUACUUUGGCCCCACUGCUGCUGAGCUCUUCGAGUUCGGCAACCCCAAAAGCUUAGUCAGUCAAAUGUACCUGGCUGCACUCGAUGAAGUCCUCCGUUUCGGUGUGCGGAUUCUCUACGUGGGCAGUAUCGACGACCAGCUGGUCCCACUCGAGUCCUCCACAUUCUCCACCCUGUCACACCCUUACAUCUACCGUGCAGUUUUCGUCGACGGCCGCACUCAGGCCCCAGAUUUUGUAACACACCUCGUGGGCUUCACCCUCAAGAUGCGCAACCUCGGCCUCCCCGAUCACGGUUUGAUCCGCGAACUCAGCCCCGCACUCGCAGGCUCGCUCUAUGGCGGCGAAGGACACUCUCGUGUUUACGAAGACCCAAGCGUAUAUCUCCUCGCCGUCCAACACGCCCUCGAAACUACAUCCCUCCCCAUCCCGCCUACUUCGUUGGCACGCCAAAACGUCGCUGCCUCCUUCGCCGGCAUCAAUAUCCCCGUCCCUGGCGCUAAAGCUGACCCCUCCGAUUUGUAUAAAUUGAGAGUGAGGGAUUACAGUGAGGGUAGCGGAGCGGGCGUGAAUCCAUUCUUCUUGCCGUGGGCAAUGAGAGGGUUGCUUGAGGAGGAUUUCGUGAAGAAAGAGUUGGGCAAGGAGGUUGAGGAGUUACUAGGUAUGUUUGAGGACUGGAAGCCUACGGGCAAACAGUUGAAGGACGUCAAGUUCCGUCUUGAAGGGGUUAGGAGUAAGCUUUGA
This is a messenger RNA of Periconia digitata, 2763 nucleotides long. The record is from the annotation of a GenBank genome assembly. Lineage: Eukaryota; Fungi; Ascomycota; Dothideomycetes; Pleosporales; Periconiaceae.